AUGCUGCCUGUAGCACGACUCGCACGUCCCCUCUCCCUCGUGCAACGAGCAGCGGUCAGGGGCAUCAGUGGGAGCACAGCCCAACCAUGCACGGGCCUUCAGAUAACCUCUGCCUUCUCUACUGUCCCCGCACUUUUCCCCUGGCCCUCCCCAGCCCCCCCAUACGACUCGCAUAUACCACUCUCGCCCUUGCAGCGUGCAGCAGUGGCUGUGGGGGCGUCAAUGGGAGCUCUGGCCAACCCUGCGCGGGCGGAUCUGAAACCCACAUACAAAUCCCCACCCGCCUUCACCUCCCCAUCCCCUGUUCCUGUUCCACCCUCCAGCUCCCCUAUACAACUCGCACGUCCCCCUCUCCUCCUUGCAGCGAGCAGCAGUGGCUGUGGGGGCGUCAAUGGGAGCUCUCGCCAACCCUGCGCGGGCGGAUCUGUCCCCCUGUACGACUCGCACGUCCCCCUCUCCUCCUUCCAGCGCGCAGCAGUGGCUGUGGGGGCGUCAGUGGGAGCUCUCGCCAACCCUCCCCCAAUUACAAUUCGCAUAUACCACUCUCCCCCCUCCAACGAGCAGCAGUGCCAUAGGGGCGUCAGUGGGAGCACUGGCCAACCCUGCCUGGGCAGAUAUGAAACCCUCGUACUAUUCCCCAACCCCCUUCAUCUCCCCGUCCCUUGUUCCUGUUCCGCCCUCCCAGCCCCCCUAUACGACUCCCCACGUCCCCCUCUCGCCUCUCCAACGCGCAGCAGUCACCAUGGGGGCAUCGGCGGGCGCUCUGGCCAACCCUUCCCUUCUCUCCCUUCCCCCGUCUCCCUCUCCCCAGCUCCUCUUUACGACUCCCAUGUCCCCCUCUCCCCACUCCAACGAGCAGCAGUGGCCAAAGGGGCGUCAGUGGGAGCACUGGCCAACCCUUCCCGGGCCUUCAUACAAGUCCUGCCCAAUCCACUGUCCCCACACCUUCCCCCUCCCUCCCUGCAGCACCCCUAUACGACUCGCAUAUACCACUCUCCCCCCUGCAACGAGCAGCAGUGCCAUAGGGGCGUCAUCCCUCUAUACGACUCUCACAUCCCCCUCUCCCCUCUUCAAAGAGCAGCAGUGGCCAUAGGGUCGUCAGUGGGAGCACUGGCCAACCCUGCGCGGGCGGAUCUGGUGGCGGCAGUGGGGGAGACGACUGGGGUGGUGGCGCUGGGGCGCAUCAGGGAGCAGAUGAGAACGACAGAGGAGGGCAGGGCCAUUCUGGGGGAGAAACCCCGGGUGACAGACGCCACACUGCAGGCAGCAGAGCAGUGCGGCAGAGGCACCUUCGGAGCAGCAUACGCUCACUUCAUGCGCUCUCGUCGUUUUGAGCCCCACGAACGUCCCCCUGUGCGCUUCAUUGACGACCCUGAGCUGGCCUACGUGGCCACACG
Molecule: messenger RNA, 1397 nt
Organism: Closterium sp. Naga37s-1
Lineage: Eukaryota; Viridiplantae; Streptophyta; Zygnematophyceae; Desmidiales; Closteriaceae
Source: the annotation of a GenBank genome assembly